AGUUCCCUUUAAUGUAUGGAGCAGGCGAAGUUGAGCUGACUCUUAUAAUAUCACAGAACUCGGGCGCAGCUGCUGCUUUAAGUGGCACUGUGUGAUAAUACAACAGCUCUGCUAUUUACUGGGACUCAAGUGCCUGGACUGGCACACAGAGACGUUAUAUGAAAUCCGAAAGCAUGAGGAUAAAGGAGAUUUCUUUGCGGCAAGAUCCUGAUCUAAGGAAGGAGUUGGCAUUGCUAGCUCGAGGAUGUGAUUUUGUGCUACCUUCUAGAUUCAAGAAGAGACUGAAAGCUUUUCAGCAGGUCCAGGUUCAGACAAAAAAGGAAGAAACUUUGCCACCAUCACUUAGCCAAAACAUUCCAACUUUCUAUUUUCCUCGAGGAUGUCCUAAGGAAAAAGUGAAUAUAGAUGCUGUGAUUGCCAAAAUUGAGAGAACUUUCUCUGAGUUUCCAAAUGAGAGAGCAACAAUAGAAGACAUGGGGAAGGUUGCAAAGGCUUGUGAAUGCCCACUUUACUGGAAAGGUCCUUUGUUUUAUUGUGCUGGAGGUGAACGAACAGGAUACGUGUCAGUUCAUAAAUUUGUUGCAAUGUGGCGGAAAGUACUUCAGACCUGCUAUGAUGAUGCUGCAAAGUUUGUUCAUCUUCUAAUGAACCCUGGAUGUAACUACUUGGUGCAAGAAGACUUCAUUCCUUUUUUACAAGAUGUGGUGAAUAGCCAUCCUGGCCUCUCAUUUUUAAAAGAAGCAGCUGAAUUUCAUUCUCGGUACAUUACCACAGUUAUACAGAGAAUAUUUUAUACAGUCAAUAGAUCCUGGUCUGGGAAGAUAACUUGUAAUGAGCUUAGGAAAAGCAACUUUUUGCAGAAUGUGGCGUUAUUGGAAGAGGAAGCUGAUAUUAACCAGCUGACAGACUACUUCUCAUAUGAACAUUUUUAUGUUAUCUAUUGCAAAUUUUGGGAGCUGGAUACAGACCAUGACCUCUAUAUUGAUCGGAAGGAUCUAGCUCGACAUAAUGACCAUGCAAUUUCAAAUAGGAUGAUAGAGCGGAUCUUCUCAGGCGCAGUAACAAGAGGUAGGAAAGCACAAAAAGAUGGGAAAAUUAGCUACGCUGAUUUUGUCUGGUUUUUGAUAUCUGAAGAGGACAAGAAGACACCAACUAGCAUUGAAUAUUGGUUUCGCUGCAUGGAUCUGGAUGGGGAUGGUGCUUUGUCUAUGUACGAAUUGGAGUAUUUUUAUGAAGAACAGUGCCAGAAAUUAGAUAACAUGGCCAUAGAACCUUUGCCAUUUGAAGACUGUUUAUGCCAGAUGCUAGAUCUUGUGAAGCCACAAUGUGAAGGAAAAAUUACUCUGCAUGAUUUAAAGCGAUGCAAGUUGACCAAUGUGUUCUUUGAUACAUUUUUCAACAUUGAAAAAUACCUCGACCAUGAACAGAAGGAUCAGUUUUCUAUGUUGCGGGAUGGUGAAGGUGAAAACCAAGAGGUCUCUGACUGGGAGAAGUAUGCUGCUGAAGAGUACGACAUCUUGGUAGCAGAAGAGGCAGCAAGUGAGCAGUGGAAUGACGGGUAA
This is a messenger RNA of Merops nubicus (carmine bee-eater), 1562 nucleotides long. Its product is annotated as serine/threonine-protein phosphatase 2A regulatory subunit B'' subunit beta-like. Bases 159 to 1562 code for a protein of 467 amino acids. The transcript is spliced from 12 exons. Gene Ontology annotation, biological process: protein dephosphorylation. Gene Ontology annotation, cellular component: protein phosphatase type 2A complex. The record is from RefSeq and is a predicted model, not a curated record. Lineage: Eukaryota; Metazoa; Chordata; Aves; Coraciiformes; Meropidae. Gene Ontology annotation, molecular function: calcium ion binding; protein phosphatase regulator activity.